Molecule: messenger RNA, 405 nt
Organism: Dibothriocephalus latus
Lineage: Eukaryota; Metazoa; Platyhelminthes; Cestoda; Diphyllobothriidea; Diphyllobothriidae
Source: the annotation of a GenBank genome assembly
AUGGUGCUCUCCCUAGACGUCUCAUCGCUGUUUACAACUGUCCCAGUUACAGAGACAGUCGACUACAUCUGCGGCUUUUUAGUGACAAAUCAGAUAGAAGUAGGAAGUAAGGAACUAGUACUAAAAUGCACAUUAAAUGUGCAGUUCCUUUUCGACAACCAACUAUAUAAACAAAUAGACAACGUCGCUAUAGGUUCGCGUCUCGGGCCUCUCUUGGCUAACAUCUUCAUGGGCGAGCUGGAUAAAUUUCAACUCACCGAGCAGAUCCACGAGUUAAAACACUACGAUCGAUAUGUCCAUGACGUCUUCGCCAUCGCCCCAACAGAAACUGAUCUAAAUGCGCUUCUAAAUACAGUAGUCACCGGCUAUAAAGCCCACCUCGGGCCCAGACCAAAUUGGGCCUAA